CGUAAUUAGCUGGGAUCAGUCCAUCGAAAACCGUGCCAUCGAGAGGAAGUGGAUAACUAGAGUGAAGUGUAUUGAAACUAAAGGGGAAACCAAAUCGAAAUCGAGCAGAAUCGAUUAGAGGCAUAUCACGUAUACGCCUGGUAACACAGCCAAAUAUUUGAUUAUGUCGCUGAGAAUGGGUUUUUUUGGGCUGCCUGCUGGUGGCCAGCACAAUCCUAAUGCUGCAGGUGCAGGCCGACAUCGAGACAAACGAAGUGGACCAAUCCGAUGUGUACAUGCUGCAGGGUGUGCGCAUAUAUCCCAAUGAUCGGCAGUGCGUUCUGGUGGGCGGACUGUGUGUCAGGACGGUGGACUGCAUCGAGUCCACCUCGAACAAGGGAUUGUGUCCCACGAGUGCCGGACAGGGCGUGGAGUGUUGCUACGAACUGCCGGUUAGACCAGCGCCCUGUGCGGAACACUUGGGACAGUGCAUGGACCGAUGCCACCAGAGGCUCCUGCGACCCGGCACCGAUUGCGAGAAUGGCCAAGUCUGCUGUGUCCUGAUUUAGUUAUACUUAACCACACAACACACAUACCCAUGCUGAGAAAAAACAUCGCCAAAUUGUUCAUAACUCACAACAAAAUAGCCGACAUGUUUGGCAAACAUGACAUUUCACAUAUUAAAAGGGUUUAUUUAAGUCUGAAUAAUGCAAGUUUUUCCUUGCUUUCAGGGCUUAUAAUUUUUUAUUUCAAAUUUCCCCUUCAAAAUACCGGCGACACAUAAAACAUUACUAUACCUAUUUAUUAUUUUAUAAAACCUAUCAAAUUCUGAUUCACCAUAAGCGAUUUAUUUGGAAAUCAGAUUUAUAAAAAAUGAGCGUAAUAAAAACGUCAAAAAAAGAUUGUUUUUAAAAUUAGCUUUUUCAUAAGAAUUCAAAGAAAAAACGUUUCGAGGUAUUUAACGUUAUACCAGUUUAAUAUGAAACCGAUUGGAACUAAUAUGGAUAUGGGUUUCCUCAGUAUACACACAAAACACACACACACACACCGUACAUAAACAUGUAUUUAUUAAACUAUAUGUAUAUUAAUUAUAUUGUACGAAUACUUUUGUAUGACAUCAUAAGAACCCCCACAUCUCCCGAAAAAGUGAAAUAUUUGACUGCUUCCAAUAAAUGCAUUGUAAAUAUUUUCCAAAA
Molecule: messenger RNA, 1175 nt
Organism: Drosophila gunungcola (fruit fly)
Lineage: Eukaryota; Metazoa; Arthropoda; Insecta; Diptera; Drosophilidae
Product: U-scoloptoxin(19)-Tl1a
Exons: 3
Coding region: 219-548 (109 amino acids)
Source: RefSeq, a predicted model, not a curated record